AUGAAAGGAGGAAAAGGCUCCCGAGGCCGCUCAGGCGGUUCAGAUCGCGGGGGUAUUCGCAAGAAAGGUGGAGCAAAAAGGGUCGAUCGAGAUGGUGAUUUGGCUAUGGACGCAGGCUCUACUCAAGGCCGUGUAAAGAAGGCGCGCGGCGAUUCUAGCCGCACGGCAGCUACUGGACCACGGGUCCACACCCGCGAUAGGGCACUCGACGCUAUCCAAAAGGCUAUUUCGAGCAACACAAGUUCUCAGGCGAAUAUCCGACAAGGUGGCCGAGGCAGCAAUCUGGAACAAGUUAGCGUCCGAGGAUGGAAGCAGAGCAAGGCAGCAUCCAACCGCGACGGUGGUGUUGAAAGUCUAAUCACCUUCCUCGAAAAGAAACUCAACUCAUCCGACUCGAAAGCUGGCUCCCGCGCAAGGAUCACAAAGGUAUGUUCAACAUCAGAUUUGACGGUCACCGACAUUAUUUCGCAACGUCGUCCUCUCCGGUGUGUUCUCGUUUACAGGAGUGGUACCCCAGAACGACGAUCGCAGGCUGUUUUUGGCUCGCGGGUUGAAGGCGAUACGUUCAUAGUAUCUAUCCGGCCGGAGUUGUUGGACAGGAUGUUAAAAAUGAAUGGUUUCAGUUUUGCAGGAGCACCCCUCACGAUUCAGACAUAUGAUCCGUCCGCCAAUGGAAUGGACCAAACGAUGUUAUCCGAAGUAUCGCGGAGCAGUGGCGCCCCCUCGACCGCCGAUACCAAAUCUAAGAUGACCGCGAUCUUGAGCAAACGCUAUUUUCAACAGCAGAAAUUGCUCAACCUCUCUAAGCUUGGCAGCGACCCGGAUCUGUUGGCAAUGGGGAUCUUCGAUAGCACAUCUACCGAAUCCAAGUUCUUCCCGGCGUUGAUGAAAGUAUGGGAGAUGAAUUUUGAUAGCUCGACAGCGCGACGCGAGGCUGUGGAGAGUGUCAGCCUUGCCGACAAUCAGCUCGCCAAUAUAACGGUCGUCACGACAUUGGCUCAGUCAUUCCCCGAUUUGAAGAAUCUUGAUUUAUCGAAUAAUAACUUCAAAGACGCUCAGUCCUUAAUUGGAUGGAGGUGGAAGUUCCGAAAUCUGGAGUUUCUCGACCUCACCGGUACCCCUUUCAGCGCGGAUCCUACUUUCAAGGACACCAUGCUUAAGUGGUAUCCAAAACUUCGAUUUUUGAAUAAUACGGAAGUUCGGACGGUGGAGGAAGUGGCUGCGCAGAAGAAGACACCGAUUCCUGUGCAGGCGCCGCAUUUCCAGGACGAAUCUCAAAUCGGAGAGAACUUUGUCAAGGCCUUCUUUGUUGGUUAUGACAACAACCGUACUGACCUUCUGAACGGUGUAUACGACAACAAGUCCACGUUCUCGCUGAAUGUCAAUACCACUGCUCCAAGAGCCCAGCAGAGCGAGACUGCGGCCUGGGAUCCUUACAUCAAGAAGAGUAGGAAUCUGCUUAAGAUCAAUCAUCUUCCUGCGAGGAUGUCUCGUUCCUUUGUCGGUGCGGAUAAAAUCCGUGAGAUGUGGAACACCCUUCCUCAAACACGACAUCCCGACAUUGCAGCUCACCCUGAAGAAUGGCUUAUUGAAUGUUUCCCCAUCCCUGGGCUACCUGAUCCUUCCGGACAGAGCGCGACUGGCGUGGGUGGACUUAUUAUCAUGGUGCAUGGAAAAUUUGAAGAGAUCAAUGGACCCAAGGUUGACCUUCGGAGCUUCGACCGGACAUUUAUCCUUGGACCUGGUGGAGGCAUGGGUGGUAUUAGGGUGAUCAAUGAUAUUCUUUGUCUGCGGGCCCAUGGGGGCCAUGAAGCAUGGAUGUUGGAGCAGCCAGUUGUCCAAACAGCCCAACCCGGACAACCUCCUGUCCAAGCACCGGUUGUUCCGGCCACUCCCGAUGGUUACGGUAUGCCGGCACCAGGCAAACCAGAUGCCCAGGUGCAACAAGAACAGUUGGUCAUGCAAAUAAGCGCUAAAACGGGCAUGACCCUACCAUACUCUGAAAUGGCGCUUUCCGGCAACGGUUGGAAUUUGGACGCUGCUUUGAAGAAUUUUGUGGAGCUCAAGGCUCAGGGACAGCUACCUCCAGACGCUUUCCUGCCCGGAGCUGUCUAG
Messenger RNA from Aspergillus bombycis, 2115 nucleotides. RefSeq names its product mRNA export factor mexA. NCBI's taxonomy places the organism in Eukaryota, Fungi, Ascomycota, Eurotiomycetes, Eurotiales, Aspergillaceae. Gene Ontology annotation, molecular function: protein binding; RNA binding. Gene Ontology annotation, cellular component: nucleus. Gene Ontology annotation, biological process: poly(A)+ mRNA export from nucleus. The coding region runs from base 1 to 2115 and encodes 704 amino acids. The record is from RefSeq and is a predicted model, not a curated record. The transcript has 3 exons.